AUGGCUACUUGGGAGACGGACAUGCGAGCCUACAUGAACGAGACCUUCCUUUUGGAGUUCACAUUUCCUCAUACCCUGGCUACUGAAGUGUUUACGGACACUGAACCUGUGGCUCGUGCAAUUCGACGACGUGGACUUCACGCUGGAGACAGUCUGACCCUGAGUUCAGGUUGGGACCUUCGUUUGCAGAAAGACCAGAUUGCUGCUUUUGAAGUCUUGAAGAGAACAAAACCCUAUGUUGUUGUUCUGGCAUUUCCUUGCGGCCCUUGGUCUUCACUUCAGUUCCUGAACCCAGCCGCCAAUUUGGCUGGGAUGCGAGAAGAGGCAUUGAGUUUGAUAGCUUUCGCACUUCGUGUGGCAGAGUUUCAAGUGGCCCACGGCCGGCACUAUGUCAUGGAGAACCCUCGGAACUCGAUGGCUUGGCGCCUUCCUACUUUGCAGGACUUUGUGCUUCGCACUCAUUCAUUGGAGGUGGUCUUGGACAUGUGUUGUUUCAAUUUACGUGCCCCAGACGGCCUUCUACACAAGAAACCAACAAAGCUCCUCACUUCCAUGCAGGCAGUGGUGAGCGCCUUUUUGAACUGCAGCUGUGAAGGAGAUCACAACCAUGCGCCCGUGAUGGGCGGUAGCAAGAUCACCGCCGCAGCUGGACACUAUACCUCUGAGUUCUCUGACGCCCUUGUCGAGGCCUUUUUGGAACAGUAUGACUUCGAGAAAGUAGUGCUCUUCAGCCCAGACUCAUCUCCUGAAGGUGGGACUGAAGUGUUUUUGACUGAGAAUGAGGCCUUUGCUGCUGACAGAGACGACGAUAUGGAAUCAGAAGGCUCUGAUGAGGAGGAACUGGUCAAAGACGAUGCCAAAGUUCUCAUUUCGCCUGCCAUCAAGAAUGCGGUCUACCGUCUUCAUGUGAAUACAGGGCAUAGAUCCAACCAACGCUUGGCUCGUGCCUUGUUGGUGGCAGGUGCACCCCAUGAUGCUGUCUUGGCAGCAAAGCGGCUGAAGUGCUCAGUGUGUCGUGAACGACAGCCUCCCAAGCCUCGACUACCAGCUUCACUGCCUCCACCACGUGAAGUGGGACAACAGGUGCACGUUGACUUGUUGCAAAUUGAAGAUUCUUUGAAGAGGCCACAUUGGAUAGCUCAUGCGACGGACAACGUGUCGCGGUUUCAGGCGGCUCGUGUUCUGGAAGACAAAUCCUCAUCGGCCUGCAUUGAGUUCUUGACCGUGCACUGGAUUGGACUCAUGGGUUUCCCACACACUUUGGUGGCAGACCAAGGCCGUGAAUUCAUCAGUGCUGAGUUCUGCGAUUGGUGUGAUAGCAAGUCCAUUUACCUCUACCACUGCGGUGUCGGUGCGCCUUGGCAGAACGGUAUCGCUGAGCGCAGCGGAGCUACGUUGAGAGCCUUGACUUCAGCCAUUUGCCAGACUCAUGCUGUCUCCACCUACGAGGAGAUGCAAUGCGCAGUGAGCGAAGGGGUCGCUGCUUACAACAACGAUGUGAACGAGAGCGGUGUCUCCCCUCAGCAGAUGGUGACCGGGAAGAACACCCGAUCGCAAGGCGACGUGUUGGCUGAGUUCGGCAACCACUUAGCUGAGCACUCACUCUUGGAGUGCCCAGUGGAGCAUGUGAGAAAGGCAUCCUCGCUUGAAAGCAUUGCUUCUGGCUCUUGGGAGGCAGCAAUUGAAGAGGUGAUCUCUGCAGCGCAGAAUGAUGCUGUGAAUCGAGAGGAUGAGCAAGAUGUUGAACCACUUCCUGAAGAUGAACGUCCCUUGCCCGUUGUAGCUACCUCUUCUCCUUUGACUCCAGCUGAGGUGGUUGCUGCUAUUUCACCUCCAGCUCAAGCACCUAGCAGAGAUGCUCCUUCAGCCGUUGGGUCAGGCAUUGCCACACCACUACCCGAAGGUGUAGCUCAAGCUGUUCAACGGACACCUUUCCCUCAAGCAACAGCUAAAGCCUUGGCUCGCACUCUCGAGCGGGCACGGGAAUUUGAUGAAGGGGAACGUGGAACAAAAAGACCAGCAGAAGAUGACCUUCCUCGUGAAGAUGCUUUUGCUAGGCCUUCAACGUCAGGUGAACUUCGGCCUUCAGAAGCGACAGCCUUUGAAGCUCUUGUCUUGGACAGAGAAAAUCCUCCAACCAUCGGAACCAUCACUCGAGUCAAUAGCUUGAUCAGGGAGUUCAAACGCACUGGAGACUUUGAGCUUGUUUUCCGGCCGGUAGACUAUCGGACAGCAGGAAUUGUAGCCAUCUCCGAUGCUGCCUUGGGCAACGUUCAGCGCAGCGGUGCUGGCAUUGGCUCGCCUCUUGAGAAGGUUUAUUCCCAAGCUGGAUAUGUAAUCCUUCUCGGAGACAAAGAUUUGGUUCGAGGUCAACAUGGAAGGUUCAACAUUAUUGACUGUCGAUCUCAUCGGAUCAGUCGAGUUUGUCGCUCUACAUACUCAGCUGAAACUCUCUCAGCGGAAGAGUCCAUAGACGUUGGGCAGCUGUGUCGUGGCUUCCUUGCUAGCUUGUGGGGAAAGAAUGUCAUCGGCAAGGCUGCAGACCGUGCCAUGGAUAGCGUUUGGUUCACUGCCGUGGUUGACGCCAAGGAUGUCCAUGACAAAGGGAACAGUGACACACCAUCCUUCGGGAGUCAGAAAUCACUGGCUUUCACUAUAGGUUGGCUGAGAGCUAUUCUUCGUCGACCUCACACUGCUCUCAAGUGGACAGCCACGUCCAAUAUGUGGAUCGAUGCCUUGACCAAGGAUAUGGACUUGACGCACGUACGUCGAAUCAUGUCUGCUGGAGAGUGGUCGGUUAGCUAUAGCCCAGAGUUUGUGAGGCAAGUUUCAAAGACCAAAAAGGCUAAGCCCAGUGAUGACCCAGCAAGCGCUGAACUUCCUGGUGAGCGCCUGAACGGCGAUGACCCUUUGCUUCCGCAUUUAGCUCGGUUGGCUGAUCGAAAAGGUUUAGUGCAGUUGAUUUGCCCCUCAGGAGCUCUUUUGGCCGAUUUUGUGUGA
Messenger RNA from Durusdinium trenchii, 3000 nucleotides. Lineage: Eukaryota; Dinophyceae; Suessiales; Symbiodiniaceae. The record is from the annotation of a GenBank genome assembly.